AUGCACAAGAUAUUACUUUUAGUCUUCAUCCAUGGGUUCAAGGGAGGGGACGACACCUUUGCCACCUUCCCAGAGAAGUUACGUACGGUAGUGAGCAAGGCCCUUCCAGCCAUCAAAGUGGUGACUGCUGUCUAUCCCAAGUACGAAACCAAAGGGGAUCUAAAAGAAUGUGUAGCACGCUUUCGAGACUGGCUGCAAAACACAGUCAUCGACCUUGAAGUCGCGAAUCAGACUGCAUCCCCAACUGUUGAUCCAUCCGUUCAUGUCUUCUUAGUCGGACAUUCCAUGGGAGGUAUUGUGGCUGCCGAGACACUGUUACUACUUGCAAGUGAGCAGCCCAUACCUUCUGCGACCUCAUCUUCAUUGUCGCCAGGAGAGGCCGAAGGAGAAACGCCGAUCAUUGAACCGGGCACGUUCAUGUUCCCCCAUGUCCAAGGCGUGCUCGCCUUUGAUACCCCAUUUCUAGGUAUCGCGCCAGGCGUUGUGUCAUACGGGGCUGAAGGCCAUUACCGCAAUGCGACAACGGCCUACAACACUUUCACCGAAGUUGCAGGACUCUUCGGCUACGGCAAAGGUUCAUCGAGCAGUGCAGGCUCGAUGCCACAAAACGCAGCACCUAAGGCUUUGCCUGCAAGUGCCGAUGCAGCAGAGGGUCCGUCUUGGCAGCGCUGGGGCAAAUACGCCAUGUUUGCCGGGGCAGCUGGGGCAGUGGCAGCCGGUGGUGCCGCCGCUUUAUAUUCUCAGCGACAAAAUCUGACAGCAGGCUUCACUUGGGUAUCCUCUCAUCUGGAAUUUGUGGGAUGUCUUGCGCGGCCUUCGGAUCUGAAGCAGCGUCUCGAAGGCUUGGUGCGGGUUCAAGAAGAUCGCGGAAUCAAGUCCGUAAAUUUCUUUACCUGUCUAGGACAGGGUGCUGGAAAUCUGGUCGCGGAAAAGCAAACCGGCAGGACUUCAUUCAGUCAAAAGAUCAUCCGAUCGAAGAACAGGACCUUCUGUUUGCUCCCCGAGGAAGUCGAGUACGGCGACGGCUCGACAACGCCAAGCCGAACUGGCCUUCAAUGGUCGAAAGCCGUGAAUAACCAGGCCAGUGACGAAGUCCAGGCUCAUGUCAGCAUGUUCUUACCGAAGGACAAUCCAGCUUUCCUGGAUCUACUCAGCGAAGCAUGCAGAAAUCUAGUAUCGUUCAUCGACCGAGGCUGGUAUGAUUCCUCAAGCGGACCAGCGGAUGUCGAAGACCCCUCUCUGCCGACUGGACCGGUGGAUAAUUUUGUCUCGGAUGAUGAUGUCGUGGUCGUGGAAGGCAAGCGCUGA
Penicillium diatomitis is the source of this 1308-nucleotide messenger RNA. RefSeq names its product esterase/lipase family protein. The coding region runs from base 1 to 1308 and encodes 435 amino acids. The transcript has 3 exons. NCBI's taxonomy places the organism in Eukaryota, Fungi, Ascomycota, Eurotiomycetes, Eurotiales, Aspergillaceae. The record is from RefSeq and is a predicted model, not a curated record.